AUGCGAUCUAUUAGUGUCCGAACGGAGAAAGAAGUAACACUGGAAGAGGUCAACGUGGAUGCUAAGCCUUACGAGCCGGUUAACGAUGUUAAAACCAUCACUGUUGCGGUAGUUGUUCGAGCACAAUUUGCAAAUGAUAUGACUUUUGCUUGUCAUGAACAUGUGCUAGAUUGGGUCCGAAAUGAAGCUAGUAAAAUUGGAUUUGACAUUGUGAUAUUAAGGUUCGACAAUGGAAGUAGUAGAAGGAAAGCCUUUGUUGUGUUGAAUUGCGAGAGGGGUGGGAAGUAUGUAGGAACAAACCAAGUGCUAAAACACGAUGACACAGGAUCGAGAAAGUGUGCGUGUCCGCUUAAGUUGCGCGUAACUUGUAGGAUUGAUGGAUUGUGGCGUAUUAGCGUCAUAUGUGAAAUUCAUAAUCAUGCAUUGGAAACUAAUCUACACGGACAUCUAAGUGCAUGUCGGUUGUCUCACGAAGAGAAGGAUGUUAUUUCUGAAUUAUCGAUAAUCAAAGUUGCGCCAAGAAACAUACUUGCGGAUUUGAAGAGAAAAACACCGGAUAGUGUUUCACAUAUUAAGCAAGUAUACAAUGAACGAUACAAUCUUAAAGUCAUGAAAAUGGGACCGAGGUCGGAAAUGCAACACCUUUUGAAACUUUUGGGUGAUAACCAAUACGUUUCAAGCUUUAGAACUUAUGAGGACAAAGUUACGCUCAAACUCGCGGUUGGCACGAAAGAAAGAAAGGAUGAUAACGGAAACAUCGUCAAAGCCGGUGUUGUGGAGGACAAGAUAAUGGCCGCGUGGAGGGAGAUUUUAGAUGCACAUUCCGAAGAAUUGUAUACCGAGAAAGUUGUACAAUUCCGGACUGUGUCGGAUUGA
Molecule: messenger RNA, 876 nt
Organism: Vicia villosa (hairy vetch)
Lineage: Eukaryota; Viridiplantae; Streptophyta; Magnoliopsida; Fabales; Fabaceae
Exons: 3
Coding region: 1-876 (291 amino acids)
Molecular function (GO): DNA-binding transcription factor activity, RNA polymerase II-specific
Source: RefSeq, a predicted model, not a curated record